This is a messenger RNA of Arachis duranensis, 2625 nucleotides long. RefSeq names its product phospholipase D alpha 1-like. Gene Ontology annotation, biological process: phosphatidylcholine metabolic process; phospholipid catabolic process. The record is from RefSeq and is a predicted model, not a curated record. Gene Ontology annotation, molecular function: calcium ion binding; D-type glycerophospholipase activity. Gene Ontology annotation, cellular component: plasma membrane. The transcript has 4 exons. Lineage: Eukaryota; Viridiplantae; Streptophyta; Magnoliopsida; Fabales; Fabaceae. Bases 103 to 2556 code for a protein of 817 amino acids.
GAACAUUAUUUCUUAUUCAUUUCUAGUCUUUUGUUACGCUGUUACACUUUUAUUUCAAUAACUUCUUCUGGGUUCUGGAGGCUAGGUUUUUGAGCACUUGCAAUGGCAAAAGUAAGAGCAGGAACACUACUGCAUGGUGUUCUUCACGUUACAAUUUUUGAAGCUGACAAUCUCUACGUGAAUGACUGCUGUAAUUGUUUCCCCAAGCUAUCAGAAGAAACCUUCUCAAGUGGAAAAGUUGGUGGUUGUAGAAUAUACACAACCAUUAAUUUAGGCAGUACUAUAGUGGGCAGGACUAGAAGUGUAAACCAAAAUGAACACUUUAAUUUUCAGUGGCAUCAAUCUUUAAGAAUUUACACUGCUCAUAUUGCAAGUGAAGUUGUUUUUCAUAUCAAAGAAGACGACACAAUAAUUGGUGCAAAAGUGAUUGGAAGAGCAUAUUUUCCUGUGGAAGAGUUGGUAAAUGGAGAAAAUAAGGAUAGAUGGCUCCAAAUCUUGAAUAAAAAACAUAAACCUCUUAAAGCAAGGCCUAGAAUCCAUGUGAAAUUACAGUUUUUUAAUGUCACAAAGGACAUUAACUGGUCUCAAGGGAUCAAAAGUCUUGAUUUUGCAGGGCUCACUCAUUCAUACUUUCCUCAGAGAAGUGGUUGUAGGGUCACACUUUACCAAGACACUCACAUACCAACCACAUUUUUUCCUGAAAUCUUGCUAACUAAGGGUAGGUACUAUGAACUGCAUCAAUGUUGGGAAGACAUCUUUGAUGCCAUUUCGAAGGCGAAACAGUUGAUUUACAUAGCAGGAUGGUCUCUUUGCACCAAAAUCACCUUGGUUAGGGAAUCAACUUGCAAGAAACAAGAAAGUAGUGAUUUGAAUUUGACACUUGGUGAGCUUCUUAAAAAGAAGGCCAGUGAAGGUGUUAAGGUCCUUAUGCUCAUUUGGGAUGACAGAACUUCAAUUAAGUGGCUAAGGAAUGAUGGAGUUAUGACAACUCAUGAUGAAGACACAGAAAGUUAUUUUGAUGGAACUGGAGUGCACUGUGUUUUAUGUCCUAGAAAUCCUGACAAAGGGGAAAGCCUUAUCCAAGGCACAGAGGUUGCUACCAUGUUUACACAUCAUCAAAAGAUCAUAAUCGUCGAUAGUGAUGUGCCAAAUGAAAAAUCAGAUAGUAGGAGAAGAAUUUUGAGUUUCAUUGGUGGUAUUGAUCUAUGUGAUGGGAGAUAUGACACACCUUUCCAUUCCAUCUUUGGUAGCUUAGGAACAGUUCAUCAUAAUGAUUUUCGCCAGCCAAACUUCGAAGGAGCCUCGAUCGAUAAAGGCGGACCGAGAGAGCCUUGGCAUGACAUACAUUGUCGCCUAGAAGGACCAAUUGCAAGGGAUGUUUUAAAGAAUUUUGAGCAAAGGUGGAGAAAACAAGGUAAGAAGGAUGUUUGUCUUGUUGAAAUCGACUCGCUUGUUGACACUUUUGUUCCCUCAUCACUAGAUAAAUUCCCUGAAGAUGAUGAAGAAAUAUGGAAUGUUCAGUUAUUUCGAUCAAUUGAUGGAGGAGCAGCUUUGGGCCUCCCAAAUUCUGAAGAAGAAGUAGCAAGGUCAGGUCUUAUGAAUGAAAAAGAACAUAUCUUUGAUUGCAGCAUCCAAAAUGCUUAUAUUACUGCUAUCAGGAGAGCCAAGAGUUUUAUCUAUAUAGAAAAUCAGUAUUUUAUGGGAAGCUCUUUUGGCUGGAAUUCUGGCAACCUUCAAGUUCAGGAGGUGGGAGCUUUGCAUCUUAUUCCGAAGGAAUUGUCUCUCAAGAUUGUCAGCAAGAUUGAAGCAGGAGAAAGGUUUAGUGUAUAUGUAGUGAUUCCAAUGUGGCCAGAGGGUAUUCCUGAGAGUAACUCAGUUCAAAGCAUGUUGAGUUGGCAGAAGGAGACAAUGGAUAUGAUGUAUAUUGAUAUAAUCCAAGCUCUACGUGCCAAAGGGAUUACUGCUGACCCAAAAGACUAUUUGAGUUUCUUUUGCCUUGCAAAUCGUGAAAAGAAGAAUGAUGGAGAAUAUAAACCUUCUAAACACCCACAAUAUGACUCAGAUUAUAACAGAGCUCAACAAGCAAGGAGAUUCAUGAUCUAUGUACAUGCUAAAAUGAUGAUAGUUGAUGAUGAAUACAUAAUUAUUGGAUCUGCCAAUAUCAAUCAACGAUCCAUGGAUGGAGCUAGAGAUACAGAGAUUGCCAUGGGAGCUUAUCAACCAUAUCACAUAAAAAGAAAUGAGCCAAACAGGGGCCAGAUACAUGGCUUUAGAAUGGCCUUGUGGUACGAGCACUUGGGUUUUCUAGAUGGCUCUUUUCUUGUUCCACAGAGUUUGGAGUGUGUCAGACUUAUAAACAAUAUUUCAACAAAGUAUUGGGACCUUUACUGUAGUGAAACCCUUGAUGAAGACUUGCCUGGACAUUUGCUUAGUUAUCCCAUUAAAGUAACAGAAAGUGGUAAUGUCACAACGCAUCUUGGUGUAGAGCACUUUCCGGACACAAAGGCACGAAUUCUUGGGUCCAAAUCGGAACUUCCUUUUCUCUUAACUACUUAAAUUGAGUUAUUCAUGCUAUGAGUUUUUCAUUUUGUCAUCAGUUUAUGCCUUGAUCAUGACAUUUUAAUA